AAAGCGCUUUGAACGGCGGAGAAUCGAUGCCACCCUGGGAGGGAUAGAUGGUGAGCGUAAUGAGUGUGUUGAACAGACGGGUAUAAAGAGGCGGGGAAGUUGCACAUUCAUCUACACCCCACUCACUUCCCAGUCCAACCAACAUUCGGAACGAUGUUCGCUGCUUUCAAACUCGUUGCUGUCGCCGCCGCUAUGUCCACUGCAUACGCACAGAUACUCCCUCCGGAUUGCUCACGCACGUACACCGUUCAGUCCGGUGACUUCUGCGACAAAAUUUCUGCGGAACAGAGUGUCUCCACCUUCCAACUCGCUGAUGUCAACAAAGGCAUCAUCGACGCAGCCUGCGACAACCUCUUCCCCGGCGAAGUUCUUUGCCUUGGCAUAACUGGACAGGACUGCACGACCGUACACGUCAUCGCUGAGGGUGACUUCUGCGCUUCCAUUGCGGGUAAUGCUGGGAUCCCCAUUAGCACCCUGUUGGCCAACAACCCUAACGUCAAUGCGGACUGCAGCAACCUUGGCAUCGGGGAGGUACUCUGCACGGCUUCUGAAAUAUUUGUCGGAGGAGGAUCCGGCACUACCACCAUAGAACCACCAAGUCCUGGCACCACCACCAUAGACCCACCAACUGAGCUCUCAACCUUGCCCACGCCCACGACGGUCGAGAGCAUCACGGCUCCUACGGGAGCUAGCGAGGGAGUGACUAGUGUGAUUGAAACUUUGCCUACGGAACCGUCGACAGUUUCUAUCACCGGUUCGUCGCUCCUUAUCAUCAUGACUCUACCGUAUGUCCUGACGAUUACAACAGCGACAGUCACAGCCUCUAGCACGACAGUUUGAGCGCAGCGUCUUUCCCAUUUAACUAACUGGUGGCAUGCUUACGGACUGGUAUAUACCUUGAUAUUGUUAUAGGUGUCGGUGCGGAUGAGAAAUAGGGCAUACUUUCCUGUUCGUGCGUAAUGAAAAUAAAGAUAUAUAUUACACGUAUG
Molecule: messenger RNA, 989 nt
Organism: Somion occarium
Lineage: Eukaryota; Fungi; Basidiomycota; Agaricomycetes; Polyporales; Cerrenaceae
Source: the annotation of a GenBank genome assembly